UCUUAAUAUUCACCUCCUUCAGCAAAAGUGAGAAAUGUGUUUUUAUUUUAUGCAGUGUCCUGGGACCUCCGAAAUCUACUGAGAAUGAUGAAUACCUUGAACAGUAGCAAUGUGAUGACCGUGGAGACAAGGAGAAACCAAGAAGAUCAAAAGAACAUGAACUCAUUUCAAAAGAAAAUGUUUUCUACAUCAGAGUCUUCUGAGACUGGUGAGAAAUUGCGGCAAACUUCCUCUCUAAAGUCUGACACUGAAUGUAGUUCUAAAAACCUUUCCUCCUUAGCCAUUACAAAUAGAUGCCAAGAUACAAAGGACGAGACCAAAAAAACUGACAAAGAGCAUUACCAAAGAAAGAGGGAACAUUCUCCUACUGAAGAGAAGGAGAGUCAAAAAGACGGUCAUUCCAGCAAGAGAAGGUGCUCUCGGAGUGCGGAAGUUGUUAAGCAAAAGCGUCACAAGCAGGAGCAUUGUGAGGGAAGCAGGUACAGAUCUUUCCAUAGUGAAAGAAACAGCCCUGAUAAUGGCAGAAGACCAGUAAAAUAUUCAAAGUACAGAUCUCGAAGCAGAGGAAGAUCAGAACAAGAUAGCAAUAGAUAUGACCAUUGCAAAGGGGAAGGAAGUUGGAGCAGAGAAAGAUACUAUCGAGAUGAACCACGGAGAUGGGAAAAACGUCGACAUUACAAGGAUUACUAUUCACCUCAUGCAGCAGGAGACAGUAGAGAGAGAAAGUUCUCUGACGCUGAUAAAGGCUUUGACAAAUUGACUCAAACUUCCUCCAGCAGGUCACAUAAGCGUUAUCAUCACAAAAGCAGAUGGCCUCACGGUUCCCUCUUGAGAGAGGAAGGUGUACGUCACUUUAGCACACCCAGAGCAGACUCACAUCGUUGCUCAGUACCUCAGCAACAUUCUGGAAAACAUUCGUGUGAGAGACAUGCACUUCCACCUGUGUCAGCUCAUUUGGAGAACUGUCGCCAGACAAAGGCAAAAGAAGGAAACAGAAAAAGACAAUAUACUCGUGCAGAAGGUAGUGGAAGUGAAAUAGAAAGGAAACACAGAAAGAUAGAAAAGGAGCUUUUAGGUGGUGAAAACAUGAAAAAGUAUAAGAAGUUCUAGAAGAAAAAGAAGUCUAAAGAUAAACACGGAGAGAAGGAUUCCAAGUAAGCAGGGAUCCCAGCAUAAUCAGCAUUUUUUUUCCUAAUCCUUUUCUGGGUGCUUCUCAUGUUUUGUUUUUCUUUUUUCAUAGUUUCUAAGUUAUUUAGAUAGCAUAAUCUGGCUGGGGAUCAUGACUGGGGAUCAUUAGGUUGAUCAGUGAAGAUAGGAAAGAUAUUGCUGAAUUGUGUCAGAGCACUAGCUUUGGACCACGUAGUUGGAAUCACAUCUGCACGCCAUUCUGGAUUAGGUUAAAACAUUUUUUUUUUUUUACUUGCACAUAUUCCCGAGCUAGCCAUUGUUAAUGGUCUGUGUACCAAGCAGGACCUAUGGUCCUUCAAUCUGAGGGCUUAAGUUUGCUGCAUCUAAAGGAAGUUACAUGUGCACAAAGUACCACAAAAUAGCUGACAUGCUGCAAACGAUACCUUUCUCUCCCACACUUAAGGUGUUUAUAAACGUUGAUAAGAUCCCCUCUCAGUCUUCUUUUCUCAAGGCUGAACAGAAAAGACAAAGCUCACAAAAUAGCUGACAUGCGGCAAAUCAUCCCCUGUGGUAAAAUAAAUAAAGUUUCAUAUAUGCAACAAGUGCCA
Molecule: messenger RNA, 1736 nt
Organism: Cygnus atratus (black swan)
Lineage: Eukaryota; Metazoa; Chordata; Aves; Anseriformes; Anatidae
Product: ubiquitin carboxyl-terminal hydrolase 42-like
Exons: 1
Coding region: 85-1110 (341 amino acids)
Source: RefSeq, a predicted model, not a curated record